AUGUCGCACUUAACUUUUCUUCUUGAUCCUCUUCUUUUGCAAGAAGACGAACGAAACAAGAAGAAUAGCAGCUCCUCACAAAGAGCCUCUUCAAUCAUGCCAGAAACUCCUUUUAUCAAGCAGGAAGUUCCCUUUAUUAAGCAAGAGCAAGAAGAUGACCAUGUUUACCACCCGGUUUCAACACAACUUGGUGACACGCCAGAGUUAAAAUAUGAAGAUGGUCAUAAGUCUGGUUCUUGCUCAUAUCUUUCUGCCGAGGAACAUAAUAUUAGAAACGACAAUUUAGACCAUCUUUCAUCUUAUCGACAAGACUAUAAGUCUUCAAGGGAACCACAGUAUUCAUCGCGCGCGCAAUCUGGAUCCUCCAAAUCACCCCAAGAAUACGAUCAGUAUGUUGGAGAUCUAACUUCGCUGCAAAAAUAUCAGCCUGGCGCCUCAGAUCAUUUCCGGCCAUCAUCGCCACAAGCAAGUACACAAACCGGAGACUCCGAGUCCUUCGGAAUUUGCCCACCAUCAACGGUCUUGCAACCUACAAGUUCUGAUUUUAAUCGACCUUCUGAUGAUUUUGAUUACGAUAUUAGAGAUUUACCCCAGGCACAACCUUACCUGUAUCAAUUGACUCGCGACCAAUCUCCUGGCGGUCAAAUUCUUCCUAUCCAGCACGCUAUCAAUGAAAAUGUUACUGAUAGUCAAUACUAUAUCAGCGAAACCCUCAAUGAUCCGCCAGUUUCUCAAGUCCCCGAGCCUGGUCUUGAUCUUGACGAACACCUAGAUUUACAACCAGGAGUUAUCACCAUGAAUCUCCCCACACCAGCUACAACUGAAGAAGUCUCGUACUUGCAGUCAUGGAUUCCGAGAAACAAAACAGACAUCGAAAAUUUCUAUGCUGCUAGGCCUGGUCUGAAUCGACCUAUUCUUGAAAACUCUUCAAAGCAGGAUCAAAUAGAUACUGUCAUGAGAUACAUGUUAGCUGAGCAUGGAGCUAUCAUUGAUGAGAGACAAAGCAUUCAUGGCCGAUAUGAUCAACUUGGCGCAGUUUUGAUUGGUCAAUUCCGAUUACAGAACCGGGAGCUUGCCUGCGAGCUCCAGCGCCAAGGAGAUCUUGCCUUCCCAUCAUCUGCCAUCUCUCAAGCUCUUUCGUCGUAUCCUUCCAAGGCCCCUCAAUCACGUAUUCGCAACUAUGAUAAUCAACCUACCCCUACUCAUAACAAUUACGAAGAAAUUGGUGGCCCAGAUGUAGAUACAGUAAAGAAAUGGGGCGGAAUCAAACAGAAAAUCAACAACAAAGGUGUCUACCACGAAGUUUUGCAUCGUAGACGUAAAACUCUCGGUGCAAAAUACCACCCUGAAGCUAAACGAUUGAUGGCCUUACCGUACUCGACUGGAGAAAAUCUGACCGAUCAAGAUAUUCUUCAACUGGCAAGAUUGAGUCCACUCGACAGACAUUUACGCGCUUCAAAAUUCUUCAACGAGAGGGGAGAAUUCUACACUCGUCAUAUACGCUUCACGGAAAUGUCGGAUGCGCGUCUUAGACGCGAGGGGUUGUUGCGUGCGUGGAUUCCGAGAAAGGCGGGGGAUCGUCCCCGAAAUAGCAUAGAGCGCGCUGAGCGGGCAAUAGAGUUGGGAUUGACGGGUGAUGAUAAAUUGUUUGCUGAUGCAGCUGCUGAGAGACUUCGUCGAGCUGCGGUAGAGCAAAAGAUGAGAGAGUCAGAGGCAGCACAAUGA
This is a messenger RNA of Botrytis porri, 1725 nucleotides long. RefSeq lists its product as uncharacterized. The record is from RefSeq and is a predicted model, not a curated record. NCBI's taxonomy places the organism in Eukaryota, Fungi, Ascomycota, Leotiomycetes, Helotiales, Sclerotiniaceae. The transcript has 3 exons. Bases 1 to 1725 code for a protein of 574 amino acids.